Hypomesus transpacificus is the source of this 2251-nucleotide messenger RNA. RefSeq names its product atypical chemokine receptor 2. NCBI's taxonomy places the organism in Eukaryota, Metazoa, Chordata, Actinopteri, Osmeriformes, Osmeridae. The transcript has 2 exons. Gene Ontology annotation, molecular function: chemokine receptor activity. Gene Ontology annotation, cellular component: membrane. Gene Ontology annotation, biological process: G protein-coupled receptor signaling pathway; immune response; chemotaxis. The record is from RefSeq and is a predicted model, not a curated record. The coding region runs from base 180 to 1316 and encodes 378 amino acids.
UGGUAAUCAGUAACCCAAAGAGUUAACAUGAACAGAUGAAGCAGAUUAGACUGAUCUAGUGGAAGGUUUGGAAGAUAGGUAGUGUCAUUUCAGACUUCCUUCACUCUGGAGUCUGCCCAUUGCUGUGCCGUUCUGGACCAAUCAGAAGUUGUUCUGUUGUCAAAUUGUGACACUUAGAUAUGCUGCAAGGCAAAACAACCAUGGAACUUAUAGAAACUUCGUCCUCAAUUGAUGACACUUACUUUGAUGUUGACUAUGAUUACAGCUAUUAUUAUGACUAUAUGAAUGGUUUUUGGCCGUGUGAAAAUACUCAGGGCGAAGCAUUUGGCCGGAAUUUUCUAGUCCUUGCUGAAAGCAUUAUUUGCUUGCUCAGCAUUAUCGGAAAUAUGCUUUUUAUUUUCUCCUCGGUCAAAUCAAAACUCCCGCAAAAGAUAUUACCAAUGAGCAUUACCAUGUCCAGUAUUUUGUUUACAAUCACAUUGCCGUUUUAUGCUAUUUAUGCUCACAGUGAAUGGAUUUUUGGCAACAUUGUCUGUAAGACAGUCACAGCUAUUCACACUGCUACUAUGUAUAGCAGUAUACUUUUUACUAUUUGUUUAGGUCUGGAGAUAUAUUUAGGUGUGAAAUGGAACUUGUCAGGGAGGACCCACUCAUCACCAGUAAGACUUCCAAUAGUUUGCUCUGUGAUUUGGAUAUUAUCUUCAUUGGCUGCAGUACCAUCUUGGACCUUUGUCGAAGAGAUCGACAGCAAUGGACAGAAACUUUGCUCCUACAAUUUUGGAGAAGACCACCACACUUGGAUGAUCUUUAAAAAGUUUCAGCUGAACAUCUUUGGGUUUCUCGUACCCUUUUCAAUCCUUCUGUUCUGCUACAUGCGAGUCUGCUGUGCCAUAACCAAGCUCACGCCGCGGGGGAAAUCAAGUGCCCACAAACUUCUGGUGGUUGUGGUAGUAUUCUUUGUACUUUGGUUUCCUUACAACUGUGUGUUGUUUCUGCAUUCUGUGCAGAUCUGGCAAGCAUGGAGCUGUGACUCCAACCAUAACCUGGAAUUUGCCAUUCAGAUCACCGAAUGCAUUGCUUUCAGUCAUAGUUUUAUCAACCCUAUUGUGUAUGGAUAUGUUAACAGGAGGGUUUGGAGGUGUUUCGCCAGAAUGUGUGUGGGGAGAUGUCAAACUGCUACUGAGUAUACUCUGGAGGGAACCAACAGUACAGAUUUCUCCUCAGUCCAUGGAGAUGGUGUUGAGCUAAAAGCAGUUCAGUGUCACCACCAAAAUACAGCAAAUGAACUUCAUAAAGCCACUGAGAGUCUGUCAUGAAGAAGAUAUGAAUGGCUAUGAUAAGGCUUGCUAAAACACAAUGAAGAAACUAGUGCGAAUGCGUGUGUGGAAUCUUGUGUUUGCUUAAAAAUUGCUGAUCUGUUCAGGAAAUAAGGUUGACAACACCCUUCCUAAUUGUUUCAUAAUGUCAGCACAACUAUUUUUUAUCAGUAUCCUUGAUUUUUUUUCCUUGAGGAAGAACCAUGCAAGUUCUAUUUUAUUUUAUCCAGUACAGUUUUGCAGAAUAAAAAUAUCACUUUUCAGCUUCUGUUUUCAUUACAUUAUAACCAAUGGUGUCAGUAAGAACAAAAGCAGCAUGCUAAUUCUUCCAGCAUUUCCAAAAAUCUAACUUGUGGAUCCAACCCUAUGUCCUUUGGCUUUAUGGGUGUCCAUAAAGACAACUCUUAGUAGGCCUAGCAUGUAAUACAGAUCAUUUCAGAAAUUAUAUGAACACACCAUGAUGCGAUUAGGCAAAAUGGACGUACUACAAUUUAGACAGAAGGGGGCUACUAUGUUUAUUCAUUAUGUGACAUUAUAGUCUUGUUUGCCAUGUUGGUGUAUGGCAUGAAACUGCACUCAUGAGUAGCUGAUGUCGCAAAGAUAUGUUCUGUCUGCUGCAUUGUACUAGGCAUGGCACUUUAAUAUGCACUCCUGUUAUGCAGAAGUCAUUGUAAGGCUAGUUGAUGAACUGAGAUGCUCAGACUGCACUGCUGUAUUACUAUUUGAGUUCACCUUAAAUUCAUCAGAUGUUAAUGUUGCUAUACUUUUUAAAUCAUUGUAGGAUUGUAGUAUGACUACAAUAAUAAAAAUGACUAAAUGUAAAUGUAGUAGGCUACAUUAGCUGAGAUGUUACUUUACGAUGUUGCUAGCAAAUACAGACUUUUACUUGACACUGACCGAGUAUGCACUUUUGAUUCUUGAUCUACAAUAUUGUG